AGUUCUGUUGGCUGCUGCAGACAGAGAUUAUGUGAAGAAAAUGUAUGGAGGAUAUUUCGGUCUGUUUGUUAAUAUGUUGGGUGAGGAGGGUGAGAGGUGGGAUAUGUUCAGAGCUUUUGACCGGCAGCUGCCAAAAAUGGAAGAUCUUGACAAGUAUGAUGGAUUCGUUGUGACCGGAAGCAAAAGUGAUGCCCAUGGCAAUGCUGUUUGGAUUCUGGAACUGUGUCAAUUGUUAAGAUGUUGUUACCAAAUGCGCAUCAAAGUGUUGGGGAUAUGCUUUGGCCACCAGAUAUUAUCUAGGGCUUUGGGAGGCAAAGUGAGUAGAUCUAGUGCUGGAUGGGAUGGUUCCAUGGAAAAAGAUUGUAUUGAAUUUAACAAGUAUUGUAUGGUUCAGGUGACUGAGAUCCCUUGUGGCGCAGAUAUAAUUGCCUUUUCAAAUAAAACUGAGAUUGAAAUGUUUUCAAUGGAUGAUCACAUACUUGGAAUUCAAGGUCACCCAGAGUAUAGUAGUGACAUUUUAUUCAAUCUUAUGGACAACCUAUGCAAUGAGGGCAUCUUAACAGAGGAGAUGGUAAAGAAGGCAAAAAAUUCGGUUGAACAAUACAACAAUGUAUAUGAAAGAGAAAUUUGGCAACAAAUUUGUAAAAGAUUUCUUAAAUAUACAAUUAUAUAA
This is a messenger RNA of Cryptomeria japonica (Japanese cedar), 673 nucleotides long. Its product is annotated as gamma-glutamyl peptidase 5-like. The transcript has 4 exons. Gene Ontology annotation, cellular component: cytosol. The coding region runs from base 41 to 673 and encodes 210 amino acids. NCBI's taxonomy places the organism in Eukaryota, Viridiplantae, Streptophyta, Pinopsida, Cupressales, Cupressaceae. The record is from RefSeq and is a predicted model, not a curated record.